AUGGAAAAUUCCUCCAGAGAGUUUAUGUUUGUACUUCAUGGAUUGAAUGAGACAACAACAAACAGACAUAUUUACUUUGCAUUUGGUCUUCUUGUCUAUAUUAUGACACUGUUUAUUAAUUUGUCAUUAAUUUUAAUUGUUAUUCUGGACAAGACACUUCGUGAACCUAUGUAUCUGUUUAUAUGCAAUUUGUUCAUGAAUGGAAUAUGCGGUGCUUCAGCUUUCUAUCCAAAAAUCCUUGCUGAUCUAUUAACAGACUCCCAUAUUGUAUCAUAUACAGCAUGCCUGAUACAAAUAUAUUUUAUUUUUUGUUAUGCUAUGAGUGAAUUCUCAUGUCUAACAGUCAUGGCAUAUGAUAGGUAUGUAGCUAUUUGUAAGCCUUUGGAAUAUCUGUGUAUUAUGACACACCAGAAGGUUGUAAAGCUGCUGGCUUUUAGUUGGCUCUUCUCCUUACUCCAAACAUCCAUUGGGGUUGGGCUGACAGUUAGAAUGCCUUUAUGUGGUAAUGACAUUGAGAAGCUGUAUUGCUCUAACUGGGAGGUUGUUAAACUAUUUUGCAGCGAUAUGAGUAUAAUGGAUAUAUACGGGGACUUCCUAAUACUUUCUCAUGUUUCACAAAUAACAUUUAUCAUUGUGUCAUAUAUUCACAUCAUCAGAGCUUCUUUACAGACCAAGACAGGGAGGACUAAAUUCAUGCAGACAUGCCUUCCCCAUUUAAUCUCCCUCACAUACUUCACCUUUUCUUUACUCUUUGAUGUCAUGUAUGCUCGCCAUAGCAAGAGCCAAGGACCACAAGCUCUGCACAAUAUAAUGGGGAUGGAGUUUCUUGUUGUGCCUCCCCUCCUAAACCCAGUAAUAUAUGGAAUGAAACUAACCCAGAUGCGUCACCAGUUUGUGAAAAUGUACAUCACCAAAAUCAAAGCAGUGAGACAGGGCUGA
Messenger RNA from Electrophorus electricus (electric eel), 939 nucleotides. RefSeq names its product olfactory receptor 4E1-like. Gene Ontology annotation, biological process: detection of chemical stimulus involved in sensory perception of smell; G protein-coupled receptor signaling pathway. The record is from RefSeq and is a predicted model, not a curated record. NCBI's taxonomy places the organism in Eukaryota, Metazoa, Chordata, Actinopteri, Gymnotiformes, Gymnotidae. Gene Ontology annotation, cellular component: membrane. Gene Ontology annotation, molecular function: olfactory receptor activity; odorant binding; G protein-coupled receptor activity.